CCUCCCGGAGCAGCGUGUGGGGCCGGCGGGGCGUCGGGCGCCCGCAGAGUGGGGACGGGCGGGCGGCAAGGGGGGGGGGUGCCGCCGCCGCUGCCGGGAGCAGGAGAGUGACCUCUCGCCUCUGAGACCAGUGGACAGCCUCUGCCACUCAGCCUUACCUAGCACAAUGUCAGGCCACCACACUCCCUCUGCUGGGGGUCCCUUCUCGGCACUCACCCCCAGCAUUUGGCCGCAGGAGAUCCUGGCAAAAUACACCCAGAAAGAAGAGUCCAUCGAGCAGCCCGAGUUCCACUACGACGAAUUCGGUUUCCGAGUUGAUAAGGAAGACGGUGCUGAGACAAACUCCAGCAAGCUCCUGGGGCUCCCGCUGGCAGAGGAGCCGCAGCAGAGGCUCAAGUGGCAGGCUCACCUGGAGUUCACGCACAACCACGACGUGGGCGACCUCACCUGGGACAAAAUCGAGGUCACCCUGCCUCGCUCAGACAAGCUGCGCUCGCUGGUGCUGGCUGGCAUCCCACACAGCAUGAGGCCACAGCUGUGGAUGCGCCUUUCUGGGGCCUUGCAGAAGAAGAGAAAUUCCGAGAUGUCGUAUCGGGAUAUCGUGAAAAACAGCUCUAACGAUGAGACCAUUGCUGCAAAACAGAUUGAAAAGGACUUGCUCCGCACGAUGCCCAGCAACGCCUGCUUCUCCAACACGAACAGUAUUGGGGUGCCACGGCUACGCAGGAUCCUACGGGGACUUGCCUGGCUCUACCCCGAGAUUGGAUAUUGCCAAGGCACCGGCAUGGUGGCUGCCUCUCUGCUGCUCUUCCUGGAAGAAGAAGAUGCCUUCUGGAUGAUGUGCGCUAUCAUUGAAGAGCUGGUUCCUGCCUCCUACUUCAGCACCACCCUGAUGGGGGUGCAGACAGACCAGCGCGUCCUGCGGCAGCUCAUCGUGCAGUACUUGCCCCGCCUGGACAAGCUGCUCCAGGAGCACGACAUUGAGCUGUCCCUGAUCACCUUGCACUGGUUCCUCACCUCAUUCGCUAGCGUCGUCCACAUCAAGCUGCUGCUGCGCAUCUGGGACCUCUUCUUCUACCAGGGCUCCCUGGUGCUGUUCCAGCUCACGUUGGGCAUGCUCAGCAUGAAGGAGGAUGAGCUGAUCCAGUCCGAGAACUCUGCCUCAAUCUUCAACACGCUGUCGGACAUCCCCAGCCAGAUUGAAGAUGCCGACGUGCUGCUGCGGGAGGCCAUGCGCGUGGCGGGCUCGCUGACAGACGUGGCGGUGGAGACCCAGCGCCGAAAACACUUGGCCUACCUCAUUGCCGACCAAGGGCAGCUGCUCAACUCCAGCACCACUGUCAACAAUUUGUCCAAAAUUGUGCGGCGCAGGACUCAGCGCAGGAAAUCUGGCAUUACCUCUCUGCUUUUCGGGGACGACGACCUGGAGGCACUGAAAGCCAAGAACAUCAAGCAGACGGAGCUGGUGGCUGACCUUCGCGAGGCCAUCCUCCAGGUGGCCCGGCACUUCCAGUGCGUGGAUCCCAAGAACUGCAGCAUUGACCUGACUCCGGACUACAGCAUGGAGAGCCACCAGCGGGACCACGAGAACUACGUGGCCUGCUCCCGCAACCGCCGGCGCCGCGCCAAGGCUCUGCUGGACUUUGAGCGCCACGACGACGACGAGCUGGGCUUCCGCAAGAACGACAUCAUUACGAUCAUUUCCCAGAAGGACGAGCACUGUUGGGUGGGAGAGCUGAAUGGGCUGAGAGGUUGGUUUCCUGCAAAAUUUGUGGAGAUCUUGGAUGAGAGAAGCAAAGAGUACUCCAUUGCUGGCGACGACUCGGUCACGGAAGGGGUGACGGACUUGGUGCGAGGCACGCUUUGUCCAGCCCUCAAGUCCAUAUUUGAGCACGGACUGAAGAAGCCGUCGCUGCUGGGGGGCGCCUGCCACCCCUGGCUGUUCAUCGAAGAGGCUGCAAGCAGGGAAGUGGAAAGGGACUUUGACUCCGUGUAUUCUCGCCUCGUGCUCUGCAAGACUUACAGGCUCGAUGAAGACGGCAAAGUCCUCACUCCAGAGGAGCUGCUUUACCGGGCAGUUCAGGCUGUGAACAUGACGCACGACGCCGCACACGCACAGAUGGACGUGAAACUUCGUUCCCUCAUCUGUGUCGGACUCAACGAGCAAGUGCUACAUUUGUGGCUGGAGGUGCUGUGCUCAAGCCUGCAGACCGUGGAGAAGUGGUUCCAUCCCUGGUCAUUCCUGCGCAGUCCCGGCUGGGUGCAGAUCAAGUGUGAGCUGAGAGUCCUCUGCAAAUUCGCCUUCAGCCUGUCUCAGGACUGGGAGCUGCCGAUAAAGAGGGAGGAGAAGGAGAAGAAGCCGCUGAAGGAAGGGGUGCAGGACAUGCUUGUGAAGCACCAUCUCUUCAGCUGGGACAUAGACGGGUGACCCACACCCCGCCCCGGCCCGGGGAACCUUCUCAACGGCACACGCUCCUCUCCCCCACCCCCGUCAUCUCACACCCCCUCCCCUCCCCACGCUUGUACCUGUGACAAAAUCCCCCUCGGGGGGCUGCCGGCACACCGGGCACCGACGGCAGCAGUGCCACAAGGCCGAGCUGCAGACCCGAGGGCGGCGAUGGUCAAGGUUGAUGCUGCACAGCGACAAGUGUGCUCCGGCCAGAAAAACCAACGUCCCCCCCGGCCUUCCCUGUCUCUGCAACCCCCGUUUCCCUGCCUCCCCCCAGCGCAGGGGGUGAGCGGCGGGGCCCUGCAGGCCAGCAGCUGCGCGUGCUUCGAGCGCUGCUGUCGCUGCGGGGAAGGGGCAGCCCUCGUGGGGUGGCUUCGGGCUGCGGAAGCCGGUGCCGUGGGCAGGAGGCACCGCGGACGCGGGGGGGGAAUCGGGCUGUGGGAGCAGGGCCGGCGCGGCUGCUCCUGGCCAGCCGGGGGCUCGCCUCCAUCGGGGAGAGGGGAGGCGAAGCCCGAAGCACUUGGACGAGUUCCCCUGACCUGGAGCCGGGGCAGGGAAGGGGAACCGGCAUCGGCCUCGUCCCAGUGCUCUGGCGGGUGGGGUGCUGAGAAGCGCUGCCCGACUGCACCAGCCUGGUACCGCCGAACAGCCUUAGGGGAUGGGCCUUGUCUCCUCUGCGAGCAGAGAAAAACCAACACUCCCCUAAAAAACAAAAACGAGUGUUUCAUGCUGUCAUUUUAGUCUCUAGGUGAUUUUUACUGUUAACCAAAAAGCUGUAAAUUAUCUCCAGGACCGUGUGUAUAUUUUGGCACUGUUGUAGCUCAGGAUGGGGUUCAGGUCGGAGCUGGCUCAGGGAGACUAACUCGUCCUCCUGGCCCUGCGGUGGCGGCAGGGACAGGUCGGGAGUGGAGAAUUGCUGCUUUGUGGUGGUGGCUCUGGAUAUGGAGUCUGUGACUUUCUACUGAAAGCGCUUGUCUGUGAGCACAAACUACUCGUGAAAUGACACUAGAUUCUUACUUUCCUUUAUUCCGUGGGUUUGUAAAUAAACUGCAUCUUGGGA
Messenger RNA from Cygnus atratus (black swan), 3509 nucleotides. It is a transcript of the gene SGSM3, whose product is annotated as small G protein signaling modulator 3. The record is from RefSeq and is a predicted model, not a curated record. NCBI's taxonomy places the organism in Eukaryota, Metazoa, Chordata, Aves, Anseriformes, Anatidae. Gene Ontology annotation, molecular function: protein binding. The transcript has 22 exons. The coding region runs from base 167 to 2428 and encodes 753 amino acids.